AUGGACCUCCCUGCUGAAUCAAGCACUUUUACUGAAUUUGUCCAGUACGCCCUGCUUGAUUUUACCUUGAAUUUAUUGAAACCUGGUGGCUUUAAUGGAAAAAGCGACGAACGCAGCAUCUUUUGUGAAGUAUAUAUCCCAAUAUUCAAAGCUUUUGGCAACUGCCUUAGCGUAUUGAACUAUACAUGGUGCGAAAAGAAAGCAAAGGAUGCUGAUUACGUCUGGCUUGUCUCAAAUGAUUUCUCCAAGGAAAAGAAGGAUAACCUGAAACUACUUGAUGGCAUUGGCACCUUGGCGAAAAUUGACAGUACAUACCUAGUAAUGGAAAGCAGCGGCUUUAGCAAUGACAAGGUGGUCUCUCAUUCCCUCAAUGACACUCUCAAGAAUAUCAAGAACGGUCAUGACAAUUUAAAGUAUUUGUUUAGUCAGUAUCGAAACGCCUCUUUUGAUACCAUCAAGAAAGUAAACAUUUUCUCCUGCCAAAUCAUUGAGAACAAGGUUACUCUGAUCAAAUACGCUGUCAAGUCUCGAUCAACUUGGAAAGUCGUUGAAUGUCGUUCAGCUUCAGUGCCACUCAAUAUUGAAAACAGCCUUGAUUAUAUGAGAGUUUUUGAACUCUUCGCAUUCAUGUUGGAUGAUAUUCAAAAACAACAAUUUGUCUUCAAACAGCUGAAACUGGAGAACUUGGGCCUGGUGUCUGUACCCGAACACGAAACUGUAGCCCGCUUCCUGUUGUAA
This is a messenger RNA of Gilbertella persicaria, 738 nucleotides long. RefSeq lists its product as uncharacterized. NCBI's taxonomy places the organism in Eukaryota, Fungi, Mucoromycota, Mucoromycetes, Mucorales, Choanephoraceae. The coding region runs from base 1 to 738 and encodes 245 amino acids. The transcript has 3 exons. The record is from RefSeq and is a predicted model, not a curated record.